Molecule: messenger RNA, 426 nt
Organism: Lycium ferocissimum
Lineage: Eukaryota; Viridiplantae; Streptophyta; Magnoliopsida; Solanales; Solanaceae
Product: secreted RxLR effector protein 161-like
Exons: 2
Coding region: 1-426 (141 amino acids)
Source: RefSeq, a predicted model, not a curated record
AUGAAGACUCCAUCUCUGGGAAGCCAAAGGUCUAUGACCAUACCAUUAGCAGCAAAUGAGAAGUUCAGAAAAGAUGAUAGAGCAAAAAAAGCUAAUAGCUCACUUUACUGGAGGUUGAUUGAAAGCCUGCUAUAUCUUACUUCAACAAGACCUGGCCUUAUGUUUGCUGCUAGUUUAUUAUCUAGAUUCAUGCAAGAACCAAGCCAAGUGCAUUUUGGAGCUGCAAAGCGUGUUCUACGCUACUUGCAAGGAACAAUGGAUUAUGGGAUAAUGUACAAAUUUGAUGGAGAUUUGGACUUCAUUGGCUAUUCGAUGGUAGUGGACUUUGGAAAUAUAGAUGACAUGAAGAGUACUUCGGGUUAUGCUUUCUUAUUUGGUUCAAGCAUUUGUUCUUGGUUGUCAAAAAAGCAAAGUGUUAUUGCUUAA